Messenger RNA from Malassezia japonica, 3708 nucleotides. RefSeq names its product hydroxymethylglutaryl-CoA reductase (NADPH) (gene HMG1). NCBI's taxonomy places the organism in Eukaryota, Fungi, Basidiomycota, Malasseziomycetes, Malasseziales, Malasseziaceae. Bases 1 to 3708 code for a protein of 1235 amino acids. The transcript has a single exon. Gene Ontology annotation, cellular component: endoplasmic reticulum membrane; peroxisomal membrane. Gene Ontology annotation, biological process: coenzyme A metabolic process; isoprenoid biosynthetic process; ergosterol biosynthetic process. Gene Ontology annotation, molecular function: protein binding; hydroxymethylglutaryl-CoA reductase (NADPH) activity. The record is from RefSeq and is a predicted model, not a curated record.
AUGGGAGAAGCGCAGGGACGGAGCGCGCUGAGCCGCCCCGCGGCGGCGGUGGCUGCCGCGGCGACGCGUGCGGCGCGGCACCCGAUCGAGGUGAUCGUGACGGUGUUUGUACUGGCGACGCUCGCCUACUUUUACAUCGUGCACGCGAUUACGCACUCGCUUCUUUUUUCGAGCCUCUCGGACGUGGCCUCGCUCUCGCUCUCGUCGCGCCGCGCAUCGGGCGGCACUUCGGCUGGCACGGUGCUGGCUGCGGCGGGACUGCCGGUGUUUGCGCGCCCGGCCGGCGCGUCGUGGCGCCCGCUGCAGGAGCUCGAAGGAGACGCUGCGGCGACCGACGCCUUUCUUGGCCACGCGCGGUACCUCGAGUGGGUCGUCGUGUCCGACGGCCCGAUGGGCUCAGAGGACGCACGCGAGCUGCGCCGCGAGGCGAUCCUGCCGGCACUCGCGCACCACCUCCAAAACGCAAGCCACGGACGCUGCGGGUCGUCUAUCGUGCACAUGCACGACUUUACCAACGACACCGACGCGGAGGCGUUUGGGUGCCUGUCGCAGGACCUUGACUCGUACGACGGCGCGACUGUGCAGCGCUUUGUGCAGCGCGCGCAGCUCGACCACGCCUUGCAAAAGACGCUCGAAGCGGCCACCGAGGCGCACCACAGCGACUCGGCGCGCGUCGCCGCGGAGCUUGCGCGCUGGCGCGACGGCGCACUGUGGGUGCAGCCGCUCACGCCGGCGACGCGCCGCGCGCAGGAUGCCCAGCUCUCGCUGCGCUGGGCCGUCUCGUUUCUGCGCCGCGUCGUGCACCGCCUCUGGGUGUGCAUCCAGGCGGCGGACUCGAUCGACUUUACCGUGCUCCUCGGCGCAUACCUCUUGAUGCACGGCUCGUUUGUGCACCUCUACGUCUCGAUGCGCCGCUUUCCGUCGGGCUUUUGGCUCGGAACGUGCGUGUUGCUCUCGAGCACGUUUGCUUUCCUCUUUGCCCUGGUCACCGCCAAUGUGCUGCGCGUGCCCGUCGACCCGAUCCUCCUGACCGAGGCGCUGCCGUUCCUGGUUAUCACGGUGGGCUUCGAGAAGCCGUUCCUGCUCACGCGCGCGUUCUUUGCGCGCGAGCAGCCGCACGAAGUCGUCGCCGACGCCCCGCAGGACGCCACGACACCCGAGCAGCGCUUUGUCCAGGCCCUGACGCAGCGCGUGCAGGAGGAGCAGACGCUCGGCCGCCUCGCGCCGCCCGCGCCGCCGGUGCGCGACGUGGCCGGCGCCGCGCUGCAGGCGACGUGCAGCGGCAUUGUGCGUGGCUACGCGAUCGAGAUUAGCAUCCUCGCCGCCGGCGCGCUGAGCGGCAUCAGCGGCCUGCGCGAGUUCUGCCAGCUCGCGACGCUGAUCCUCGUGUUUGACGCGGCGCUGCUCUUUUCCUUCUUUCUUGCCGUGCUGUGCAUUGCGGCCGAAGUGUCGCGCCUGCGUCCCCGUGCUGCGGACGACGUGCAGGUGGACGAGGCGCCGGAGGAGGCGCCUGCCGAGCCCAAGCACAUCCGGAGCCAGCCGUGGUACCGCCGCGUGAUGGGCCCGAUCGAGCACCCGCUGGCGCGCCUCAAGCUGCUGCUGCUGCUCACGAUCGUUUCGCUGCACGCCGCCAACCUCUUGUCGACGCUGACGCUGCACACGACGCUGGUGCGCCACCACACGUCGCGCGCACCAACGCUGUACGACCAGGCGCUCGCCUCGUCGUCGGUGUACGAUGUGAGCCUGUCGAAUGCUGCGCUGGUGCAGUUCCUCGAGGCGUACGCGGCGACGCAGCCGGCCGACGCGGACCUGAGCGUAGUCGUGACCUUCCCCACGGUGCUUGUGCUGGUCGACGGCACGGCGCACGCGGAGCGCGGCUCGCUCAUCGAGGCGGCGGUCAACGCGAGCGGCGCGCGCGGCCGCCCGGCACAGGCGGGCGACUUUAUGGCGCGUCUCGGUCUGCCGCUGCGUCCGCGCACCGUCUCUGCCCUCGAGUCGUUCAUGCAGGCAUGGAGUGCGGUGGCGAGCGACCCGGUGAUUGGCAAGUGGCUCUCGGUGGCGCUCGUCAUUUCGCUCUUUCUCAACACCUUUCUGCUCAAAGGCAUCGCCACGCGCAAUCCCGCGGUGAUUGAAGGGAACGCGGUGCGUGUUACAGCCCAGGCCGCCGCGCGGCUCAUGGGCGCGCACAUUGUCGACUGGCAAAAGAAGCCUGCCGAGACCCCGAAAGCGCCGGCGGUGCGUGUCGCGCCGCCCGCGCCGGCCGUGCCGCCGCCCGCACCGUCGGAGCCGCCGCGUGCGUACGACGAGGUGAUGCGCAUCUAUGGCGACGGCGAAGGCGUCCUCUCGCUGAACGACGAGGAGGUGAUCCUCCUUGCACAAAAAGGCGUCAUUGCGCCCUACGCCCUCGAAAAGAAGCUGCAGGACUAUGAGCGUGCGGUGUUUGUGCGCCGUGCGCUCUUGUCGCGUGCGUCGACGACCAAGACACUCGAGACGAGUCUCUUGCCGUACAAGUCGUACCAGUACGAAGCGGUGUUUGGCGCGUGCUGCGAGAACGUCGUGGGCUACAUGCCGAUUCCCGUCGGCAUCGCGGGCCCGCUCAGGGUCGACGGCCAGAUGAUGCCGCUGCCGAUGGCCACGACCGAAGGCACGCUCGUCGCGUCCACGUCGCGUGGAUGCAAGGCGCUCAACAACGCCGGGGGCGUCACCACCGUCCUCACGCAGGACGCCAUGACGCGCGGCCCGGUGAUCGACUUCCCGUCGAUCGUGAGUGCGGCCAAGGCGAAGCGCUGGCUGGACUCGAGCGCGGGUGCGCAGGAGAUCAAGGCCGCGUUUGACUCGACGUCGCGGUUUGCGCGCCUCGCGUCGCUGCACUCGGUGCUCGCCGGGCGCACGCUGUACGUGCGCUUUGCGACGUCGACCGGCGACGCAAUGGGCAUGAACAUGAUCUCGAAAGGUGUCGAGGCCGCGCUGUCGAUGAUGCGCGAGAAGCACUUUCCCGACAUGCAGCUUCUCUCGCUUUCCGGCAACUACUGCACGGACAAGAAGCCGGCUGCGAUCAACUGGAUCGAGGGGCGCGGCAAGAGCGUCGUCGCCGAGGCGCUGAUUCCCGGAGACGUCGUCCGCACGGUGCUCAAGUGCACCGUCGCAGACAUGGUACGCCUCAACACGAAAAAGAACCUCGUCGGGAGCGCCAUGGCGGGCAGCGUCGGCGGCUUCAACGCGCACGCGUCCAAUAUACUCACGGCAAUGUACCUCGCCACAGGACAGGACCCCGCGCAAAACGUCGAGAGCAGCAACUGCAUCACGCUCAUGGAGGCGGUCAACGACGGUCGCGACCUGCUCGUCUCGGUGAGCAUGCCUUCGAUCGAGGUCGGGACCGUGGGCGGCGGCACCGUCCUCCCGCCCCAGCGCGCGAUGCUCGACGUGCUCGGCGUGCGGGGCGCAAACCAAGAGACCCCGGGCGCCAACGCACAGCGCCUCGCACGCAUCAUCGCCGCCGCGGUCAUGGCCGGCGAACUAAGCCUCAUGGGCGCGCUCGCUGCCGGGCACCUCAUCCAGGCGCACAUGAAACACAACCGCAGUGCGCCUGCCACGCCGGGCACCGCCACGCCGAUCGCGGGCCAGGCGCCGCAGUUCCUUCCUUCCAUGACGCCGCUCAUCGCCACGCCAGUCGGCCAGGCGGCCUCACCGGUAGACACCCCGAAAUAG